AUAUAUCGGUGUAUAAUGUAAUACAAAUUAAUUCUUUAGUUCCUUUUCGUAUAUUUGCAUUUGCGAUCCGAGCUAUCUGAUGAUACAAACCAAACCAGUUGAAAUUCCAGUUGCAAAUGUCGUACCGACUAUCACAUGAACGCGCAAAGGUCGACCAGUCUUUAUUUCUUUUCCAAUCGGCGACAAAUACCUCAUUUAAAUAUACCUGAGAAAUUUAGCCUCGUAAAUUUUUAAUAUAUCCAGAUCGACGACCGCGUCCACUUCUCAUAUUGUUAUUAAAAUAUGUGUCAUUAUAAUUGAUGUAAGAAUAUCCCUUUUCAAAAGUUAAAAGUCCUUCAAAAGUGCUAUCGAUUUUUCGACGAUAAAACUGAAGCUAUUAGCUUAAACUUGAAAAGGAUUAUAUCGAGAAUGCAGUUGGAUGCAUCGUGGAUUUUUUUUUUUCGAAAAGUGCCGAUGAAAGUAACGCAAUGUUAAAACUUUUCAUCGAAUUCGCACGAUGUAAAACGAGAGUGUAGUAAAAAUGCGUCGCAGUGUUUUUUAUGUGAACUGAAAAACAAUUCUAUGUAUUGUAAGUUUUAUCCGAAAAGUAUCCAAUAUAUUCCUGAGAAAAACGCAACCGAUGCCGACCAGAUGGGAUGUGAUGUAUACUUAUUAUGGCAGAAACGUUCUCAAAGAGAUCCGUCGCAGCUAAGUACAUGGGUUCGUUUCCUGUGGCGAUUCCCGACAUUCCCAGCCGCGCGGAAUUUGUGCGCUCCCAAUUGGAGAUCCUUAGGUACAGCGAUCGAUUCACGCCCGUUCUCCUGAUAGUCUCGCUUGCGGGGAUUAAAGUAUGCAGUCCAGAUGGAAAAUGCGUGCAAAUGGCGCACGCGUUAAGACGCAUCUUUUACGCGACUUGUGAGCCGCAGCACGCCCAAUUCAGCUUUCUGGCGCGAGAGCCCGGGGCCCACUUCAGCCUGCAAUAUUGUCAUUCUUUUAUCACCGAGUCUGCAGAACAGGCGGAGGAGUUGAACACCAUCGUUGGCAAUGCUUUCCGCAUGGCGUACGUGGCGCAGCUUCAGCGCCAACCGAUCCUUCAGGAUGUAAUCUCAUCACGAUCGACACCGUCUUAUCGCAAGGACAAGCAGGAGCAUCGAACGUCGUGGAACAAAUCGCUGCCCGGAGACGACACGAUCGCCGCGGGCGCUUGCAGGAGUCCGUCGUCGAACUCGUGGCUGAAAAGUCGGACGUCGCCCACCUCCAAGAUUGGAAGGGGUCCGUCUGCAGCGGAUAUGAACGUGCAGCUCGGCAGCGCCGGCUCGCCCACGCUGCGACUCGCCAGCGUAAAGGCACCAAACACGAUCCCAGGUCUACGGCCGUCGUUUACGAACGUUCUCGGUCCCAUAACGAAUGUGGACGAGCCAAAGAGCUUGUCCCAACAGAGCACGCCGAGCAGCGAUGAGAGCAACUCGCCAACGGAGUUGAACUCAUACAAGAGGCUAACGGACAAGCCGCCGCUGAUAAAGCGGCUGGCGAUGGGUUUGACAGGUGGACGCGACGUUCUUGGGUUGAACGGUGAGGAUGACAGCUGCCCGCUCGUCAGCGGUAGCAGUACGCCGACCAGCCCAUCGAACAGACCCCAUUCCGGAGGCUACAUAAACGAGGCGAUCAUCGACUCGGAGGGUACGAGGCCAUCGUACAACAAGAUCCCACCGUCCGAGAGCCUCGAUAACACCAUCAACGCGUCCAUCACUAACGUGAAGAAUUUCAACAUCGAGAACAACAGGAUAGGGCACAAUUGCCCGGACUCGGGUACGGAGGCGGAAUUCAAGUCGAAAAGAAGAUCGCAAAUUAGCACGUCGAGCAGCUCGGUACCCGCUGACGGAAGCACUCAUGGCUCCACGCCAACCCCGCCGCCUUUGCCCGAGAGAACAGACAGCCUGAAUAAUCGAAGUGAGGAGGCCGAGCUACGCAAGGCGCCCUGGUUUCAAGCUGGAAUACCCAGAGAGAUAACGCUGGAAGUAUUGAGCCAAGAGCCGGAAGGAGCGUUCAUGGUGCGCGAGAGUACCAGCAAGCCCGGAUGUUACGCUCUCUCCCUCCGUGUGCCCCGUGAAUUCCAGCCGAGCGGAAUAGCCCAUUAUCUCAUAAUGCGUACAAACAAAGGUUACAAAAUCAAAGGCUUUACAAAAGAAUUCACGACGCUCACCGCGCUAAUCACUCAUCAUUCGGUUAUGCCGGAAUUAUUGCCGUGCCCAUUGUCGCUAAGCCGAUACAAUCCGAGCUUCGUCAAGACUGACUCCAGCAAGGAUUUCGCGGACAUCGAUUCGGACCCGGAUUACAAUACCCUAGCGGAUUUUCGCAAAAUGAUGGCCGAUCUGAAUGUCUAGAACGAUCGACAAUGACUCUCUAUCUCUAUCUCCUUCUUUCUUUCUCUUCUGCACUUUCCUAUGGUUUGUCGAUUCAUUUAAAACCAGUUGGAAGAUACGUGAGGCACCGUUCGGUAUAUUUGUACCUGGAUCGAUUUUGUGCCAUUUGUAUUGUAUGUAAAAAGCCGAUCGUUAUUCGCAAUCAUUAUCCGCGAAGAGAUUUUGCCUAAGGUAAUUGACAUCGGCGCAACGCACUUUAAACGACGCUUAGUUAACGAAUCUAUGUUCCGGAAAGACUCGCACAGCCACCAGUGAUACAUAAUCGUAAGUCAUUAAUAACGGUAAGAAAUGUAGCGUAGAUAAUUUAAUAACUGCUAGUGUUGUAUACGGACGCGUGACUGGAAUAGCGAUUCGAUUUUUUUUGUAUUACAGCACGUGCGCCUAGCCAGAUGUUAGUUUUAAGCAUAUGCUAUAGCAAUUGACGUCUGCCGGAACUUCAAUCGGUAUAAAUUAUUUUCACAAAACGUAAUAUAUGUUCAAGUGCUCGUUACGAAGAUUAUUAUAUUUUUGCGAGUUUCUCUACGUUAAACGAACUGUCGAAAUCGAAUUUUGUUAUCGUUUGGAUUGCUCUCGAUAGUUGCAACAAUACCAAACGAUUCGUAUAAUAUAUUCUUGUUAUAAAACGCGCAUUAGAUGCGUAAUUGGAGCAUUAAGAAGAUAAGGGAGAAUUAAUGAAUUCAUUGCGAAAAGUUACGAACUUAAAAAAUUUCGAGUAAAUUUUGAUUGAUUUACAGUUGAAACAAAAUUUAAAAACACGUUGAAAGGACGUCCAAGUUUUCAGAAAAAAAUUUUGAAGGUGAUACGUGAAGGAUAUUGUUCUCCGAGAGAAAAAUCGAUAACUUUCUUUUCCGGGGUAGCGUUAUAUUAAAAUAUUUUUUCAUCUAGUUCCUCUCUCGAUUACAGUUUAUUCACGGCGUCCGAAAGAGAGAGAGAGAGAGUGAUCUAGUAAUUUUUAUUCGACUGAACAGUGAACAGUUAUCUAUCUUUUCGUAAGAUAUAAUUGAGGCUCGUAUUACCAUGGUCACACACAACAUAUAUUCUGUGGUUGCUUCGGAAGCGAGAAGGCUAUUGUAUAAUAGGCAAAUGUAAUCGCUUCCUCUGUUUUAUGAUUGGACUUUAUAGUUAAUUAAAAGUGUAUCUUUGAAAUGCAAAAAAUACAAGGAAACGUUACAUAUUCUAUAGGUUCAGCUAAGUUGAACCACUGAAAAAAUGUUCGAGCUUAGGAGUAAAGUCAAGAUAUAUGGUCGAGCUAUUAUCGAGCCUAUAUAUGUCGGAGUUAGAUUCUUUCAUUUAUCAUUUAAUCGCAUUCCCGAUGGUAUAUCGCAAUCCGAUGAUACAUCGGGGACCAAAAACGAAACAAUAUUCACCGAAAUUUCGAUAAAAAGAGAAACAGUUUGCUCUCUUUUAGUAUUGAAAAUGGAAUAAUUUUGAUUGCCAUAUAUUUCAAUUAUUAUCUCGU
Molecule: messenger RNA, 3861 nt
Organism: Trachymyrmex cornetzi
Lineage: Eukaryota; Metazoa; Arthropoda; Insecta; Hymenoptera; Formicidae
Product: tensin-1
Exons: 10
Coding region: 654-2363 (569 amino acids)
Source: RefSeq, a predicted model, not a curated record